CUAUACUAUGUGAGACUCUCACUUGUGAACUAUCGUGAUAUGCCAGAUUAUUUAAAUGAUUGUAAACAAUGGAAAGUAGCGCUUGUACGGACAUGAAAACGGACAAUAAUCCGGACGGUUCGUCAGAUGAUGAGCAUGACCAGCCGGAUCCUAGGAUACAGACGGAGCUAGAUAAGUUAAACUCUGCCAGUGCAGACAUAAACAGACUUGAAAAUGAACUUGAUGAGGCCAGGUCAAAAUAUCGCAUUAUCGUGUCAGGAACUUCCGGCCAAAUGGAGAUUAUUGCAAAAGGCCGGAAAAAGAGUAUCCAAAAAGCGCGGGAAUACUACAAAUUAUCGUUGGAUGCUAAACUGGCACAAAGUGAAGCGUUAAAGGCUGCACGACAAUUCCAGACCGCUGUAAGCGUGUAUAAGGCCGCACGGGAAACUGUGGCUCUAGCUGAAAGCAGGUUGACAGAAGACACGGGGACAACAGCCGCCCAGCUCACGUCUGCCUGGCAGGAAAUGCUAAAUCAUGCCAUCUCCAAGGUCACAGAGGCUGAAAAGGAAAGGGCAAAAAGUGAACAGAAUCACCAACGGAGAUCUGCGAAGUAUGCCGAACUACAGUCGCAAAUUCAAAUUCUUGAGAAGAAAUUUUCCCGCUCAAUUAAAAAGGCGAAACCUUACUUCGAACUAAAAGCUGAACUUGAUGUUAAACUUAUGCAACAGAAACAAAAUGUGCUAGAUUUACAAGCUGCAAUCAGAUGUUGUAAAAUGAAGUAUACAGAGUCACUGCGCAAACUCGAAAGUAUUUCAGAAGAAAUACACCAAUCACGACGCGAGAAAAUCUGGUCAAAAGUUCCCCGGAUGCCAGGAGUCGGUGCAGACACAGAUAGCAUGACUUCCGGUAUAUCUGAAACCGACAUGAAAUCAAUGGCAAGUUGUGAAUGGAAUGAUCUUGGUGAUGAUGAAUUUGGAAGCACAACAGACGACGAAGUGUUUGAUACACAAUCAGAAGGUCAAAGAGAAACGCGAGCCAAUACAGAUUUACAGGAUCGAAUGGAACAGUUAGGUUUUAAUGACAAACUACAUGCACAGUUAGUUUGCAAUAAUUUUAAAAAUGACGAUAAUAGUGAAAGAAACACUGAGGUUGUGGAGGGAAAUAUUGAAUCCGAUCAAUGUGAGCCUAGUGAAGGAAUAAACGUUGUCAAUGAAAAUGAUAAUAAAUCAGGAGUUUCACGUGAUACAGAAAAUCAAUUCAUGUUAAAUGAUAAACCGACUUUAGAUAGUAUCAAUACAAAAUUGAAUGACGUCAAAACGUGUAUUAUAAGUGAGGUAGAUAAGACUGAAAGUGAUAAGAAUGAAACAGAAGAAUAUAUUGGAUGUGACAUGCAAUCUGUUGAACGCCCUUCUUUAUCGGGAGAAGAAGAUUAAAACGUAUUGAUUCUAAAAAUUUAAAACUUAUUUUUUACCUUGAAUAGAGUAUUUUUCUAUUUGUAUAGAUAUCAUGUAUAUAUAUUUAUAAUACUGCAUGUUUGUAACGUUGCUUUUCAUUGAAUAAGUUUAUAUAGUUUAAUAUACACGGCUGCUGUCAAUUUACGUAGAAAUAUCCUUUUUUUCUCUAAAAAAAGCAAGUGUGCUGUAUUAAAUUUGUUCAAAAAUCUUUAAAGUAUAUAGACUAUAUUAGCGUGACGAUUAUCCAAUUAAAAGCGACGUUACAAACAUGCAGUAUUAUAAACCUGUUAAGAUACUUUCUGCGUAGAUGAUAUUGUAAAAGACACUUUAUAUUUGUAGGGUAAUAAAUUGAAAUACUUAGAAAAUUAGUGAUACAAAUUUAUGGACACUAUUAAUUUGACAGGGUUAAACAAUGCUAGCGUAGGUUUAUUUUAGUCAUAGUACAUGUAAUCACCUUUGUUGUUUUAUGAAAUUUGAACAAUGAAUUGUUUAUUUUUGUUAUCCAAAUGCGAUUUUGGAAAAAAAAUGUUUAAAGCAUAUUUUUGUAUCAGGGCUUGUGCAAUAAAAAUAGAAUAUUAAAAAUUGAAUAUUAAAACAUUAA
This is a messenger RNA of Ruditapes philippinarum (Manila clam), 2034 nucleotides long. RefSeq names its product SH3 domain-binding protein 5-like. The transcript is spliced from 7 exons. The record is from RefSeq and is a predicted model, not a curated record. Gene Ontology annotation, molecular function: protein kinase inhibitor activity. Gene Ontology annotation, cellular component: cytoplasm. Gene Ontology annotation, biological process: intracellular signal transduction; negative regulation of protein tyrosine kinase activity. Bases 69 to 1412 code for a protein of 447 amino acids. Lineage: Eukaryota; Metazoa; Mollusca; Bivalvia; Venerida; Veneridae.